UUGCGGGAAAAAUUGAACUGAAGAAAGGUGAGAGAAGCGGAGAAGGCCAUGUGGGGAAGGUUGAAGCAAUUCGACGCCUACCCAAAGACUCUGGAGGACUUUAGAGUCAAGACCUACGUCGGAGCGUCAAUAACGCUGGUCAGUGGAGCAAUUAUUGUUAUCCUCUUUCUCUCGGAACUGGCCUACUUUCUCUCCACUGACGUUCGCGAGGAGCUGUUUGUGGACACGAGCAGAGGAGAGAAACUGAGGAUCAAUUUCGACAUCGACUUCCCCCGAAUGCCAUGCGUCUAUCUGAGUAUAGACGCUAUGGAUGUGUCUGGAGAGCACCAGUUGGAUGUGCUGCACAGUGUCUUCAAACAGAGGCUGGGUGCGGAUGGCAAGCCCAUCGAGGAGACGGUGGAGCAGUACCAAAUGGGAGGAGAGGGGGAAGAGGGAGGGGAGGAGGGGAGGGAAGGGGAGGGACAGGUGGCCUUGGCUGGGAAGAAGGAGUGUGGAAGUUGCUAUGGAGCUGAGUCGGAGGACAUGCCGUGUUGCACGACGUGUGAGGAAGUAAGGGAGGCGUAUCGCAAGAAGGGCUGGGCCAUCUCCAACCCAAAGGAGAUAGCUCAGUGUGUUGAUGAAGGUUGGACUGACCAGCUCAGGGAUCAGGUGGACGAGGGUUGCAACGCCAAAGGUUCCAUCGAGAUCAGCAAAGUUGCCGGCAACUUUCAUUUUGCUCCGGGGAAGAGUUUCCAGAGCCAUUCAGUCCAUGUUCAUGACAUUCAGCCGUUUGGAACGAAGAAGUUCAACCUGACCCACACCAUUCGCCAUCUGUCAUUUGGGGAGGACUAUCCAGGACAGACACACCCCCUCGAUGGGUAUCAACAAGUCGCCACUGAAGACCCUCCCACUGGUGGGGUGAUGUACCAAUACUUUGUCAAGAUAGUUCCAACAGUCUACAAGAACAUAUCAGGCUCUGUACUACAGACCAACCAGUUUUCUGUGACAAAGCAUAAGAAAAUAUCAAGAGCACAGCACGGAGACUCAGGGUUGCCGGGUGUGUUCUUCAUGUAUGACCUGUCACCCAUGAUGGUCACCCUGACCGAGACCAGUCGUUCCCUCACCCACUUCUUGACUGGUGUGUGUGCCAUUGUGGGUGGAGUCUUCACAGUGGCAGGGAUGGUGGACGGAAUGCUCUACCACUCACAACGAGCACUGAAAAAGAAGAUAGAACUCGGCAAAGCCACGUAGCACAUCGUCAUGACAUUACGGCUCUUCUUUCAAUUCCUUUAUACAUUUUUCUAUGCUAACAUGUGGGUCUAUGAGUUGUGGUAAUGUGGUGACAGAGGCUGUGUUUAAAUUUGGGGUGGUAUGUACAUUGGGCAGUUUCUAAACAUGUGCACCUAGGAAGCAAACAGUUAGAAGACUUGAAUGAUGUAAUAUAUAGCAGCCCAAUUCAUUGGCAACUGCCCUUUCCUUCUGAAGACGUGCACCCAGAUUUACAUUCCGUGAUUACAUUCCAGGCCAAUUGUGUUGUUGGGAGAGUGAGAGAGGAAAUCCCUGAAAUGGUGUCCUGUUGUGCUGAUCUGGGCCCAAGCCAUAUCACCACAGAACAUGGAUGGUUAUUGCUCAAUAAUAGGCAGUCAGCAUGUCAGCAUGUUGGGCCAAGACACCCAGUACACAAAGCACAUGAAAAAUACAACACGUUACAACAACACACAAGUGUGUGGAGAGACGGUAGUUUGUGACAGCAAGCAGCAGUUUGAAGGGUAGGUGUGGAGGUUGUAGCAGUGAAGACUAAAGUCGUAGGAGUGGGUGUCUUAUGAGGAUGCGAGGUGCGCAAAAAAGGAAAACUAAAAGCAAAAAAGUACUAAAAGAAAAAAACUAUGGUGGAGUGGUGGAACUCUGGGCUCAGUAGAAUUUCCCCUUCUUGAUGGUGGGCACCGUCUGGUCUGCGAGGGGUGCCGGUAACAAAGGUUCAUCGGUUGCCUUCUCGAACCAGGGGUGAUGGAGGAGGAUUUCAGCAGGCACCCUUCUGGCAGGGUCAUAGGCCAACAGGGAGCUGAUGACAUUCCUCCCAAGACGAGACACACCCUCCGGUACCCCGUAGUUACCACUGCGGAUCUUGGUGAAUAGCAUCUGCGGGUUGGUGUCGAAAAACGGGUAGUGUCCGACAAGCAGUGUGUACAGGAUGACCCCCAGACUCCACAGGUCAGCAGCCUGUCCACUGUAGCUGCCAGGGAGGAGCAUCUCCGGGCAGAUGUAUGCCGGGCAGCCGUGACGGUCAGUCAGAAUGUCUGAUCCAUUGUGCAGGUGGGCAUCAUCUAGAGUAUGAAGCCUCAGCUUUGUCUUUUUCUCGUCUUCAAAUACAAAUUUCUUCAGCUUCAAGUCUCGGAGCACCACAUUCUUGCGGUGUGCGUCUCUCACAAGAACUACUAUCUGCCUAAAUAUGCUCGCAGCGAUUCCUUCCGUCAGUUUUCGUCGCUGCUUCAAGAAGUUGUGUAGAUCGCCAAACGGCCUGGGAGAAAACACGUAGAACUUGUCGUUGAGUUUAGUCACAUCCAAAACCUUGUGAACUCCUUCAAUGUCACUGUAAAUUAGUGGAGCUAGGGCCAAGAAAGUUUUAGCUGGGUACUCUUUGCAGUGGCGUAGCUCCCGAGUACGGAGGUCUACUGCGUGGUGCUGGUCCGCUUCUUUGUGGCUCAGGUUGACGACGUAAUGUCCCAGGGUGAGGAGCUCGCUGUCUGCGGGGAAGGGGAGAGGAGGGCAUCUGGCGCACUCGUUAGUCUCUUCGGACUGUUCUUUUAGCUGGUGAAGGAACGUAGCCAGAGACACCAUGACACUCUAAAGGCGCGGCAGCUCUGCGUCAACGUGGGCGCACGCGGUAGAACCAACUACAGCCACAGUUACGUCGGGCGAGAAGACAGCGAAGGGGUGAAAUUCGCGGGCGUGUGUCGGGUGGAGGUCGGUGGUUUCAAACUGCUUCUUCGCGUUGUUACCUAGGUGAGAGGGCCUGCGGGCAUCGGAGGGAAGAGUUGCGCGAUCGUUUCCCGUCGUCCGUCCUGCGGUGUCGAGUCGCGGCCCAGCUCGCAGCUCUGAAACCGUCUCCACGGCUUCAAAUCUAGCAAGACAGGGUCACCAUAGCCUGGUAAAGUAGAGAGAGCCAGUCAAUAGGUCGUGUUGUAGGUCUUGCGCAAGAGUCCCUGGCCACCAACUUAUCCCAACCACUGCCCUGCCCUCUCUUUCGUCAGCCAACCCUUGCCGUGUUUUGAAUGGG
Messenger RNA from Geodia barretti, 3256 nucleotides. The record is from the annotation of a GenBank genome assembly. NCBI's taxonomy places the organism in Eukaryota, Metazoa, Porifera, Demospongiae, Tetractinellida, Geodiidae.